This is a messenger RNA of Branchiostoma floridae (Florida lancelet), 2850 nucleotides long. RefSeq lists its product as uncharacterized. The transcript has 7 exons. The record is from RefSeq and is a predicted model, not a curated record. Lineage: Eukaryota; Metazoa; Chordata; Leptocardii; Amphioxiformes; Branchiostomatidae. Bases 652 to 2649 code for a protein of 665 amino acids.
CCUUCCCACAUUCUUGAGUGUGACAACUUCCGGGGAGGAGAUACAAAAUUGAGCGCGCGUCUUGCAUGCUUGUCUUGUGUUGGGAAGAAAGUUUCCUUGCUCACUUGCCCAGCACGUCAAUGUUAGUCAUUGUUCCGCAUGACAGAAGAUAUAUCCUGGUCGGCGGGAAGCCACGAAUGCCCAGAGAUUGACCCUGUGACAUUCUACAUCAAUUUUUGUGGUGUUUUAUGGAAUCCCACCGACCGUGACCAACAGGGAACACCAACUUCGAAUCCGCGGAAAAUUGAGGUUUCAUAGGAUAAAAGGGAACGUGUACACACACGUACGGUCCUGCUGUACUUCAGCUGUAGGUGUAACUGUCGCAAUCCGUGCGUGCAGGGCUCUGUUCCCAGUGGGAUUCAAACUCUGUUCUUAUAUCUCUCUUGCCACGGGAACCGUGAGGACGGACACGAAACGUGGCUAGUGCUCGAAACCAGCAGUGAAGCAGCGGCCAGGAGCAAGCAAGUGAAAUGGGACUACCAGCAUAAUUCACAGUACAUAGGUAGCCAGGACAGAAUAGCAUUCUUAAUGCUUUGGUCAACUAUCUAAACAAGAGGGAACCACCAAAAAGUGUGACAGGUGGUCCCAGUACAGAAGUAGUCACUUGUGCAGAUGUACACCAUGACAGUUCCAGAGCUACCAGGGAAGCUGGCUUCUCUGGCCGUGUAUAUGAUAGGAUGCUUUCUACUGAUUCCUGCUCCUACAGCAAGUCAGAUCCUUAUCAAUGAGGUAAAUACAAACAGCCCUGAAGAUAACAACCGGGACUUCAUCGAGUUGAGCGAUGGUGGCAGAGGGAAUACGUCACUAGACAAUCUAAUUCUGGUUCUGUAUGAUGGGGGAACAGAUACAGCAUAUGGAGCAUGGGACUUGAGCAGCUAUAGGACCAACCAACAAGGCUUGUUUGUCAUUGGAUCUAGUUUAAUUGUCCCAACCCCAGACUUGCCUCUUGGUAAUGACAGACAGUUCAUUCAAGGUGGGAUCAGUGCUGCUGUGUUAUAUAGAAGAGAUGGAAGAAACUUUACAGAAGGUAUGCCCAUCCAGACUGACAAUGUUGAGGAUGUGUUGGUUUAUGGGGAAGAGGCUGGCAGCGACAGGGGACUGACCAACAGCUUAACCCCAGGGCAACUUGCUGUUCACCAGGACCCAGGACAUUCCAUAGGGGAUGAGUCUUUGAGCAGAUGCUGUAAUGACAGAGCUGUGUCACUGUCAGCCUUCACCCUCACCACCCCCACACCUGGUGCACCAAACCAGUGUGGUUUUCCCUGUGUCAUCAUCAAUGAGAUCAACAUUGACCAGCCAGGGACAGGUAGAGACACUGCAGAGUUUGUCGAGCUGUAUGACACAGGAAUGGGCAACCAGUCACUGGAUGGGCUGUCACUGGUGUUUUAUAAUGGAGGGAAGGAUACGUCAUACAACACAAUAGACCUGGAUGGCUACCGUACCAAUAGUGAUGGGUACUUUGUCAUUGGCUCUCAAAACAUUCCAAAUGCAGAUAUUGUCUUGGGAAGAAGAAACUUGAUCCAAAAUGGCCCAGAUGCAAUAGCUUUGUAUCAUUCCCCUGCCUCAGAGUUUCCACAAGGCUCCUACAUCACUAGCGACAACUUGGUUGAUGCUGUGGUUUACGGUACAGACGACAGCGUUGACACAGAGCUCCUGAGGAUUCUAUUGCCAGGGCAACCACAGGUGAACGAGAGCCCCAGAUCUGGAGACUUGGACCUCUCCCUGAGCCGAUGCUCCUGCUGUGUUCGUAGGGAUGUCUCCUCCUUCGGGAUGACAGUUCCCACCCCAGGUGGUCCCAACCAGAACUGCUCCUUCAGAAACGAGACGUUUGUAGACAGUACAGUAGCACAUCAGCAGGAGGUACGUGUCAACGAACUCAGUGCACGACAGGUGGGGCAGGAGUGGGUAGAACUGUUUGACGGUGGUCAUGGCAACCUGGCACUAGACAAUAUGGUGGUGGUUCUGUACUCUGGACACAACAGCAGUUCUUACUACAGUAUUGAGCUGACUGGAAACAGGACAGACAGGAAGGGGUACCUCCUGAUUGGUUCUCCAGAUGUGACCCCAUCUCCCCACAUAGUGAUUGACAGAUCAGCUUGGUUUUUGAACAGUCCUGGUGCUCUAGCCGUUUAUCAUGGUAAAAGACUAGGAGAUUUCCCUGUGGGCAGUAAUGGUACCACAGAAGGGCUAGUGGAUGCUGUGGUGUAUGGAACUAGGGAUGUGGAUAGACUUUUGAGCGUUUUGACACCAGAGCAACCAGCUAUCACAGCAAGUACAGGAAAUACUGGCGUUGACACCCUGGCCCGCUGCUUCUCCCAGCACCACUUCAGCCUGGUGUCCUUCACAACUGAAGCUGUCCCCACACCUGCAGCACCAAACAGCUGCCCUCUCCCUCCGCUGGUCAUCAACGAGCUAAAGCUCCUUCCCGAGGACACAGAAUACAUUGAGCUGUCCAGUCAGGGGAGACCAUACUUCCCCCUGCAGAGCAUAGUGGUGGUGUUUUAUAGUGCUGAUGGCUUGUCGUACAAGUCUAUUGGCAUAGACAAGGCCAGGACAGAUGAGAAAGGGCUGUACCUGAUUGGGAGCACAGGAAUGACUCCACAGCUCUGACUUCACGGUGCAGCCACCUGCAUCAGGCUUCAUCAAGAAUGGCCCAAAUGCAGUUGCGCUGUAUCAGGGUCGGAGGACAAGUUUCUUACGUGGUACCCUGGCCGCAAACGCCAGCCUAAUCGAUGCUGUGGUGUACAGUUCAGGUCAGAACACUUCCCUUCACAACCUGACAAAUGUGUUAACACCCGGAAGGAACCAAGU